UCUAACCCGGUUUUUAUCACAAACAAAAGUCGGUCUAUUAAGAAUUUAAAAUAUAUUUAUUUAACAUAAAUAUUGUAAUUGAUCAAACAAAGUGGUAGAAUAUUAGAAAAUAAUUAUAAUCUAGGUCAAACAGGAAAAAAUAAAAGAAAAUGUUUCACAUUGCACACGACAUAGAUAAAAAACCACGGACAAAAGAUGUUAAAAUACAAGAGGAUAUUACAUUUUUUCAAAUGGGAUUUUCUCAAAAUAUUUUGGAUGGGUUAUCUGUUUGUGGUUUCCAAAAACCUUCACCUAUACAAUUAAAAGGAAUCCCUUUAGGAAGAUGUGGUUUUGGCUAUAAGUUAUUAACUUAUAUGUUAAUUACAGAUUUAAUAGUACGUGCCAAGUCUGGGACUGGUAAAACUUUAGUAUUUUGUAUAAUAUCACUUGAAAUGAUUGAUGUAAAUGUAUCGUCUGUACAAGUAUUAAUAUUGGCACCUACUAGAGAAAUUGCAGUACAAAUUGCACAAGUCUUUUCAUCUGUAGGUUGCGAAAUAAAAGGUUUGAAAGUUGAAGUAUUUAUAGGAGGAACAGCUAUAGAAAGUGAUAAAAAGAAAUUGAAUAAUUGUCAUAUAGCUGUCGGUGCCCCAGGCAGAAUUAGACACUUAAUUGAUAAAGGAUUUUUAAAAGUUGAAAAUGUUAGAUUAUUUAUUCUUGAUGAAGCAGAUAAAUUAAUGGAAAUAAGUUUUCAGAAAGAUAUUAACUACAUCUUUUCAAAAUUACCACUAAGUAAACAAGUUAUAGCAUCAAGUGCCACUUAUCCAGGAGAUUUGGAAGUAUUUUUACAGGCAUAUAUGUGCUCCCCUGUUUUAAUAUCUCCAGAUAAUAAUGAACCAAUACUUCUUGGACUCACGCAGUUUGUAACAAUUGUUCCUUCUCAUCCGAAUGCUAUGAAACAGAGCUCAAUCUGUAUGUAACAAAAUUAAUACUAUGGGUUUUAAAGCAACUUUUAUUGCUGGAAAUCAGGAUAUGAAUAAAAGACUGGAAGCAAUUAAUAAAUUAAAGACUUUUAAAUGUAAAAUAAUGGUAACAACUGAUUUAACUGCAAGAGGCAUUGAUGCAGAUAAUGUGAAUUUAGUUGUAAAUCUUGAUUUACCCAUAGAUGCACCAACAUAUUUACAUAGAAUAGGACGAGCAGGACGUUAUGGAUCUUAUGGGCUUUCCAUAACAAUAAUUGCAGAAAAUGAAUUAGAAAUAUUAGAACGAUUAUUAAACUCUGUUGGAGGCCCAAAUUUUUAUGUACUGAAACUUCCUUCAGAAUAUCCAAAUGAUAUAUGGACUGCUUCCAGUACAAAAUUUGAAAAAAUUUAUGCAAAGUAUGAUGAUGAUAAAAGUCAAUUUGAUAUUGAGCCUGUCACUGAAGCUAUAAGUGAAUUGUCUGUGAAUAGAGAAAUACACAAUAAUAUAAAGUCAGAAGUUAAUAAAACAGUAAAUGAUAUAAAUAAAGAAGUUGCAGAUAAUAAACAAUUUUCUAAUAUGGAAAAAGCAAAGAAUAAUAUAAUUAAUCUUUUCUGUUCAAGAAAUAUGCCUAACUUACAAAAUAAAAUAAAAGUUAAUUCUUUAUUUGUGCCAAGUAUUAAUUUAAUAAAUGAAUCUGAAAAUACUAAAAAAGAGGAGAAAGAGAGUAUAUCUACAUCAUAUAGUGAAUCUAAGCCGAAAGUUUUACAUAGUUUCACACUGGAUAUAUUGACAAAUAAUCUUUCUAAUUGGCAGAAAAAUAAUAAAAAUGUGAUAUUUAAAGUUGAUUUAUCAGAUAUACAAGGAGAUAAUUUAUCAAAUUCUAACACUGAUACAAUUAUUGAAUUCGUAAAGUAUAAUUUUCAAAAUAAAAAUACAAAAAAAUCUUCUCUUUAUUAUAAUUAUGUAAAUACUGAUUUACAUUCUGAGAAUACAAUGGAAAAUAAUAAAUAUAAUAAAAUUUACAAAAUAGAUGAUUCAAACAAGAAAAGUCAGGAAAAUAGUGAUGUUACAAUUAUCUCAAAUGAUGCUCAAGAUAGUGAAGAUACUUUUGUUUUAGAAGAACUGAACUUUUACCUUUUAAAAUAUAUACAAAAUUUUAAUACAUUUUAUGAUGAAUUGUGUUUAAACGACGAGGAAAUACUAUUAAAACAAGUAUUUAUUUGGAAACAAAAACUUGAUUUUGAAAUUAAAUUAUUAAAUAAUACAAUGGAAUCUGUAAAGAAAUCUAUACAAAAGUUCAUAUAUCAAAAACACAUUGAAAUGCUCAAGGUGUUUUACAAAGUACAAAAGCAAGCUCUCUUAUGUAUUUAUCCAGAAAUACGAAAUGAUGAUGAAAUAGAUGAUACUUAUUUAUAUUUUAGAACUUCUAUAGAUGAAAAUAUAUUAGAAAUAUAUAAAGAAAUAGAAAAUUUCAAAAGUUACCAUCGAAAAUGCAAAGAAAAAUUUAUUGCAUAUUUUCCAUAUCCUACUCAAUUAGAUUCAUAUAUGCCAAAUCUCAUGAUCUCUAAAACAGAUAGAAAAGAUUAUCUCAAUGCAUUACAGUAUUUACAUUCAAAUCCUUAUCCUAGAGAAAACUUGUUACAAAUAGUAAGUUUUGUCGCAUUUAUUGAUGAGACUAGAAAGUGUAAUUUAAUACAAAAAUUAGAGAGUUUAAAUAACUUUUCAUUUGAUAAAUUGUUGAUAGUAAUACAAACUGAAUUAUGUAAUAAGGAAUCAAAUAAAAAUAAACGUGAAGGACAAAAAGAUAAAUUAUUAGAACAUUCAGAUAUCAUAAAUCGAGAUAAAAGUAUUAAGUCAGAGAAUAAUGUUUUAUAUAAUUCAUUAUCUAAUAUGGAAAAUGUAACCACCGAAACAAAAAAUGUAACUGUAAAUGAUGAUAAAUGGGAUGAAACGAGUAACUGUAAUUCUGAUAAUUCUAAUAAUUCAGCAUCAAGUGAAUUAGGUUUGGAUAACAUUUUUAAAAUAGAAAAAAUUACACGUCGUGAAACUUGUAAUUUGAAUAGUAGCACAUCAAGCACUUUUUCUAGUGAAAAUGAUAUUGCUAAGGAACGUAAAUUCAAUGGAAAAGUAUAUGCAAAAAAUAAAUUUCGUAGACGGAAGAAGAUUCAAAAACAAGAAGAUAGUAUGAAAGACAAAGAACAAUUUAUGUAUAAAAAGGCAGAAAUUCAAUAUUCAAAUAAUACACCAAAUCAAAUUAGUAGAUUAUUUGAUAGUAGUGACACUUAUGAAAAACAAUGCAAGUCACAAACGCAAUCAGAUUCAUUAUCUAAAUCAAUGACAGAUUGUUUAAGUCCAUCUUUUAGAAAAACAAAUUUAGAUCUAAAAAAUAAUCGAAGUAAUGAAACACAAAGUUUUGUUUCUGUUCCUAGAUUUAAUGAACAUCAAAAGAACAAUUACUAUAAUUUUGUUCCUACAUCUCUAGCAAAAAAUAUUUCACAGAGACAUUUAAGUGAUACAUUUACAGUUGAUACAAUUGAUGUUUGUGAUACUAAUCAUUUACAACAGAAUUUAGAAAAAUCUGUAGAUACACAAUAUUAUAAUUCUUUUUACAAUUAUAUGCCAAGUGUUUCUUAUAUUAAUCAAAUGGAAGAUUAUGAAAGUAAUUGUAAUGGAAGAAAUGUACAUAAUUUUUCUAAUUUGCCAAAUGAAAAUAUUACUGAAGUGGAAAUUGAUAAAUUUUUAUUAUCAUUAAGAACUGAAACAAAUCGAUUGCAUUUAGAACUUUAUAAAUUAGAAAUGCUCCGUAAUUCGGGGAAGAGUUAAUUAAAAUUGAUAGUAUAAAAUAAUGUUUGUAAACAAUUGCACGCGUGCAAUAUACCUCUGUGUAUGUGUGUAUGUGCGCCCGCAUGUGUGCUGCUUAUUAUUAGUUAAAUUUUUUGACAAAUGAAUUUGUGAUUAAUUAAUGGUAAACUUUAUAUUAAAAAUAUACUGUAUUAAGAAUAUGCUAUAAAAAUUUUUUAUAAUAAUGUGAAGUGUUGUGUUUAUAAUAUUGAAAAAUGCAAUUCAUUAAUCCUUAUUCAUUUUUGUUUAUUCAUUGAUAUAUAGUUGAUUUUUAGUAGAAAUUACGAUAACUCUUAUAAAGUUGUCGAUUAUGAACAUAAUGUAUUUAAAAUUAUUACUUCCUAAAUUACAUUCGCGUUAUUUCAUAAUAAAUAUUCCUUAAAUACAGGUUGAAUUUAUUGCCGAGUAUGUUACGUAUAAAAUUAUUCGUACACUUUUUUUUCAUUUGAUAUUAAUAUUUUUAAAAUAUAUAAUCUAUAUAAUUCAUAAUAUUCUUUAUCUUAAAUCAAUUCAAAUAAUAUGUUUAUGUAAUUUAACAAAAUUGUUAAAUUUUGCAAACAUUGGUUUUUACAGAUUCUAAAUUAUAGGAAAAGGAUAAAUAAUAUGCACGUUAGUAGAAUUGUAAAUCAUGUAGUUUUCGCGAUAUGAGAAAUGUUAAAUAAUUUCAUUUACUCGAAUGUCAUGUGCUGAUUGUGAGUUAGAGGGAUCAGGUUUCUAAGGCGUUUCUUCAAGGGGAGCGGGAAGAAAAAAACCACCUUACGAAACUCGUCUCGUGAGAAUUUGGGGUACGCGUUUGUGUCCGUCCUUUAUUCGCAAAAUAAUCGUUUGAGCAGCCCGCCUAGUAUACUUCAGUCGGUUACCACGUGCUUUCGCGUGAAGGAGUCUCUUAAUCGUGUUCGCGGAUGUCGUAUAGUUAAUUGUUAAAUAUAUCAUAAUUAUUUUUUUUGUAGAUUACGUGCGUUCGUUUAUUUACGUUUAG
Molecule: messenger RNA, 4759 nt
Organism: Heterotrigona itama
Lineage: Eukaryota; Metazoa; Arthropoda; Insecta; Hymenoptera; Apidae
Source: the annotation of a GenBank genome assembly